AUGACUAAGAAACAAGGUGAUCGUGUAAAGGAGGAAGAAGGAAUAGAAAGUGAUAGUGAUGAAGAUGUAGAAGAUCAAGUGGUGGUAAGUACAGAAUCGAAUAACAAAAGAGGAGGAAAACCAGGUAGUCGCGGACGAGGUAGAGGAGGCAGACGUAGAUUAGUUAAAAAGAAAACUUUAAGGGGAUCGUGGGUUGACCGAGCGGUAGGCCAAAGCGCCCGGUAUGGAGAGGUUGAAUCAGUGCUUGCACUGGUUACUUCAAUGUGA
Messenger RNA from Rhizophagus irregularis DAOM 181602=DAOM 197198, 267 nucleotides. Lineage: Eukaryota; Fungi; Glomeromycota; Glomeromycetes; Glomerales; Glomeraceae. The record is from RefSeq and is a predicted model, not a curated record.